AAUCAAUAGUAAAACAAAAAUGUUUUAAUCAAAACAUGACGAUAUACCUAACUUUUUAUCUCUUCGGUCUACUGAGUCCACUAACCACUAAAGGAUUAACGACAAGAAAUAAUACAAUAUGUAUUGACUGUUCCAAGGAUGACAUGGUAGCUUGUGAAAUUGAUCGAAUCGGAUUUGAUUGUUUUGACCCGACUGGCGAAGAUUGGACCGAAAGGGUCGAAGGUGUCGAAGGUGUCGUUCAUUGGGAGGGUGCAAGUACAACCGAUUUGGAUAAAUGCAUACCAAGAAAUUUAGAGAUUGAGUGCAUAGAAGAAGAAAACUUCAAAAAAGUCGUCGUUUGGUCUCCUACAUUGGGUUGUCAAGUUGUACAGAAAUCGUCUGAAAGUAAAAGGAAUGCAUGUUUCAGUGCCACUCUAAAUUGCCCGUGCAUCAAAGACAGAAAAGAAUCUGGAAAGGGUUGUCUGUAUACCAGAAGUUGGAUCGUGCCUUGCACCUUAUAUGUAGUACAACUGUUGAUUAAAGCAAACCACUAAUAUUUUACGAUCUAGCAUGUUAAAGUUAUGUUUUACUUUAAUACUCCUUUCCAGUCCUACAACCACGUACGCUUUAACAUAUAAUAGUACAAUCUGUAUUGACUGCACAAAGGAGAAUAAAGAUAAGUGCCAAAUUUCAGAAACCGGAUAUGAGUGCUUUGAUCGGACGAGUCGAAUUUACGAUGAGGAUAUUGAUCCAUUCUUUGGUUUGAAUCGAAAUCCUCCGAGUAACAACGAUUUAGAUGUUUGCAUUCCGCAGGGCUUGGAGAUUCAGUGCAUUAAGAACGAAAAUUUUAAAUAUGCCGUCGUUUGGUCCCCGGAACUCGGAUGCCAACUGGUACAAAGGGACUACGACGAAAAGGAGAUUUGUUUUAAUGCGAGACAAACUUGUCCCUGCGUUGAAAAUGGAUCAGGAAAAAUGUACAUGAACAGUUUGACCGUGAUCACUAGCAGAUACUUGGUGCCUCUUAUUACGGUUACUAAAUUUAAAUUGCUAAAUUUUUAAUCCGCUUUUAAAAUUUGGCUAAUUUUUACUCCUUUAAAAAAUAAUUUCAAAUUUUAACAUUCAACUCGAGUGGGCUCUUUUGCAUUCUACUUUUAGUAUAUAUACAAAUUUGGCUGGCAAAAGUUAAAAUACGACAAAAUAAAUUGCUAGUUUAAUUUACUUGAUUUAUAAUGCAUCUUAAAAUUGGAAAGUAAUGUAUAAGCGCAAACAGUAGACGUAUUUCUGGAAUUUUGUGACUG
Messenger RNA from Drosophila suzukii, 1277 nucleotides. The record is from RefSeq and is a predicted model, not a curated record. NCBI's taxonomy places the organism in Eukaryota, Metazoa, Arthropoda, Insecta, Diptera, Drosophilidae.